AUCUGUCAUCUCACUCAUUUCACCGAAGAGUGUUUCAAAAUUGUUGAAAAUUUAAGCCGGUUCUUAGCUUUUGAAUCUAUCUACCUGCUAUUUCUUGAUUGAAUGAGAUUUCCAUCAGAAAAGCUCUAGACUAGCUUCUGUAUCGUGUUUAUAGUAUUAUCAUUAGAGUUAAUAGUUUUAAUAUUCAACUAUAGUGGCAAAAUGGAGUUCCGACCAAGGAGAAGGAACGACAAUGGAAAUUAUUCGCAAAACUCACAGUUUGAAAAAACCACAAUAAAUAUACCGACACAUUUAGUAGGAAAAGUUAUAGGUCGAGGAGGUUCCAAAAUCAGGGAUAUACAAAGUGAGUCAGGAGCCAGAGUUAAUGUGACUAAGGAUACAGAUGGUGAUCAGACCCUGGUCAGAAUUUCUGGAAACAAGGGAGAAAUUGACAAAGCAGUAGAUCUCAUUGAGUCACUUACCAAAGAUGUGGAAAGUUUCAGUAUUAAUUCUGGACAAGUUGAGGAACCAAAGGAAGAAGAAAAUCCUGAUAACGUUAUAUACAUUAAUGGUUGGAAAACUAAAAAGUAUGAUAACAAUAUUGAUUGGAAAGCUGUCUUUCAAGAGAGUGACAAAAGAAACAGAGAGGAGUUUGACAGCAUGUAUGUUAUAGUGAAAAAUUUUUACCAAGAGCAUCCAGAAGUGACUGCAAUGACAGAAGCUGAAGCUGAACAAUUUCGUUUAGAGAAUAAUAACAUUGUUGUUAAAAGAGUAUUUUCUGAUCAGGACGGUGAUAUUAAAAAGCCUUGUACUAAAUUUGAACAUGCUUUCCAUCCAUAUCCUGAGAUAUUGGAAGAAAUUAAGAAGGUUGGUUUUGAGAAACCAUCUCCUAUUCAAAGUCAGUCAUGGCCAGUGCUCCUGAGUGGAGAAGAUAUGAUAGGAAUCGCACAAACUGGUACAGGAAAAACUUUGGCAUUCCUUCUUCCUGCUUUAAUACAUAUUGAAGGACAAACCAUCCCUAGAGAUCAAAGGAAAGGACCUACAGUUUUGAUUAUAGCUCCUACAAGAGAAUUAGCACUUCAAAUUGAAAGAGAAGUUAAUAAGUAUCACUACAAAGGAAUAACCUCUCUUUGUAUAUAUGGCGGAGUGAAUCGUCAAGCACAAGUGAAGGCUUUAAAAAAUGUGGUUGACAUUGUAAUUGCAACCCCAGGACGCAUGAAUGAUCUUGAAGAAGCAGGUCAUUUAAAUAUUAAAUAUAUUACCUAUGUUGUACUGGAUGAGGCUGACCGUAUGUUGGACAUGGGUUUCGAACCUCAAAUUCGUAAAAUUAUGUACUCUGUGAACCCCAACCGUCAAACUGUAAUGACAAGUGCAACAUGGCCAGACUCUGUGCGCAGACUUGCUACUAGUUAUAUGCAAAAUCCUGUUCAAAUAUAUGUUGGUUCUUUGGAUUUAGCAGCAACACAUACGGUAACCCAAGUGGUUGAACUCGUGGAGGAUGAUAUCAAUGCGAAACUAGAAACAUUAUUCGAGUUUGUAAGAAGCAUGACUCCAACAGAUAAGAUUAUCGUAUUUUGUGGAAAAAAAGCUGUCGCAGACCACGUCUCCUCGGAAUUGUCACUUCAAUACAUUCCGUGUACAUCCAUCCAUGGGGAUAGGGAACAGAGUGAUAGGGAGCAAGCUGUACAAGACAUUAUGAGCGGGGAUAUUCCUAUUCUAAUAGCAACUGAUGUAGCGUCAAGAGGAUUAGACAUUGAUGAUUUAACGCAUGUAAUCAACUUUGACUUCCCCAAAAACAUUGAAGAGUAUGUACACAGGGUUGGUAGGACCGGAAGAGCAGGAAAAAGGGGUAAAUCAAUCAGCUAUUUCACAAAAAGUGACUGGCAUCAUGCAAAAGAAUUGAUACCUAUCUUGGAGGAGGCUGGACAGUAUGUUCCUGAAGAAAUAUACAAUAUGGCCGAGCGAUAUGAAGCCAUGCUAGUCAAAAGGAAUUCCAUGCCAAACAGGGGUAGGGGUGGAAGAGGAGGAGGAGGAGGAGGAGGGGGAAGAAGAUGGUAAAUUUAAUUAAUAUUAAGUUAGUUUCCUAGCUUUAAGGAAAUGUAUCAUUUUUAUGUAUACCAUGAAUGUUAUUUUUUUUUAUUUCAAUGGCUGUUAGAAAAUUUUUCAAUUAUAUAACAUUUUGGGUAAAA
Coccinella septempunctata (seven-spotted ladybird) is the source of this 2168-nucleotide messenger RNA. RefSeq names its product probable ATP-dependent RNA helicase DDX43. The transcript is spliced from 8 exons. Bases 202 to 2037 code for a protein of 611 amino acids. Gene Ontology annotation, molecular function: ATP binding; RNA binding; RNA helicase activity. The record is from RefSeq and is a predicted model, not a curated record. Lineage: Eukaryota; Metazoa; Arthropoda; Insecta; Coleoptera; Coccinellidae.